AUGAUUUCCAAGAGCCAACGCAAGCAACCCCCUCCUUCCAAAACCGCCGAGGACGGCGCAGUGCAAGGACGACCGCUUGUUGCGUACAACAAGAAACUCAAGGUGUCCAAGUUUCACCGGCUCUACAAGAAGGCUUGGAGGCAGGAGGUUUUUGGGAACCAAGCAUUUAUCACCUGGUCCUCUCGCACCACGGAACACUUUGGUCAGGCAAUAUCCAAAUGCCCCGGCUGGUGGGCUGAAGCCAGUACGGACCAAGCCGAUUCUCAUUCCUACAACGAGAUCGCUGCGUUAAUCCUGUCUGGUUUGAAGGCGUACGACCCAUCACUUGGUGGUUCGAUGCCACAGCUUCGGUCCAGCAUGCAAAAUCUGUUUUCUCUUGGCGACCUCGACGACGCCGACGACGACGAAAGUUCCUGGUCUCUUUGCGAGUACUUUCUUCGCCUUGCGACACAGUGCCCCACGGUUGUGUUUGAUCUCGCUACGGCCCAACGCGUUAUCAAAACUGACGAAAAGUCGCCUCGCUUUUGGGAAUUCGCGCUCGUGUUCGACCCAACAUUAAUUGUUCAACGCCCCGAGCCGUUGACUUGGAUGUGGCUAGCGGCAUCCGAAUUCUUUGCUCAUCCUUGGACAGGGAUAUGCCGCAUUUUGUCGUGA
Molecule: messenger RNA, 654 nt
Organism: Cylindrotheca closterium
Lineage: Eukaryota; Bacillariophyta; Bacillariophyceae; Bacillariales; Bacillariaceae
Source: the annotation of a GenBank genome assembly